Molecule: messenger RNA, 3976 nt
Organism: Daucus carota subsp. sativus
Lineage: Eukaryota; Viridiplantae; Streptophyta; Magnoliopsida; Apiales; Apiaceae
Product: probable manganese-transporting ATPase PDR2
Exons: 22
Coding region: 203-3778 (1191 amino acids)
Biological process (GO): transmembrane transport; intracellular calcium ion homeostasis
Cellular component (GO): endoplasmic reticulum membrane
Molecular function (GO): ATP hydrolysis activity; ATPase-coupled monoatomic cation transmembrane transporter activity; P-type ion transporter activity
Source: RefSeq, a predicted model, not a curated record
UCACUGAAUAAAACGAAGGUUUACUUCGAGCUCACACUAUCCCCCAAACAAAUAAACCAACUCUUCACUCGGACACGGCGGUGGAACGACGGCCAAUAUCAUUAAACGACACCGUCUCGCUCCUCCUCCGAUUCAAGGUUUGUGCUCAAAGAUAAGAACUUUUUAAAAGUUCAAAUUUCAAGUAUAUUGAGCGGGAUUUGACAUGUCAAGAUUUCAUGUUCGUGGGAAAGUGGUUGAUACUGUUGAUUUGUUGAGGAAGAGGAACCUACUAUGGCGCUUUGACGUCUGGCCUUUUGCCAUAAUCUAUGCUGUUUGGAUUGUUGUCGUAGUUCCUAGCUUGGACUUGGUCGAUGCCUUUAUAAUACUUGGUGGCCUCGUAGCUGUGCAUGUUCUUGUAUUUCUCUUCACUGUUUGGUCAGUGGAUUUCAAAUGUUUUAUCCAAUAUUCCAAGGUUUCUGACAUUCAACAAGCCGAUGGGUGCAAGAUAACUCCAGCUAAAUUUUCUGGUGCUAAGGAAAUUGUUCCACUUAAAUGUCGGAAGUUAUCUGUAUCUUCAUCCACUGCAGUCCAGGAUGAAGUUUAUUUUGACUUCAGAAAGCAAUGUUUUAUUUACUCAAAGGAGAAUCAAACCUUCAAUAAGCUUCCUUACCCUUCCAAGGAGCAAUUUGGCUACUAUCUUAGAAGUACCGGCUAUGGCACAGAGUCUAAGAUCGUUGCUGCUACUCAGAAAUGGGGACGUAAUGUAUUUGAAUAUCCACAACCUACAUUCCAGAAGUUGAUGAAAGAACAUUGCAUGGAGCCCUUCUUUGUGUUUCAGGUAUUCUGUGUAGGGCUGUGGUGUUUGGAUGAAUACUGGUACUACAGUCUGUUUACCCUGUUUAUGCUGUUUAUGUUUGAGUCGACAAUGGCAAAAGCGCGGUUAAAGACUCUAUCUGAGCUUCGACGCGUAAGAGUAGAUGGCCAAACUCUAAUGGUGUACCGCUGUGGAAAGUGGGUUAAAAUAUCUGGGACAGAUCUUCUGCCAGGGGAUGUUGUAUCUAUUGGCCGCUCCACUGAUCAAAACGGAGAGGAUAAGGCUGUUCCUGCUGACAUGCUUAUAUUAUCCGGGAGUGCUAUUGUAAACGAAGCAAUAUUGACUGGCGAAUCUACCCCACAAUGGAAGGUCUCCAUCAUAGGAAGAGGGGCUGAAGAGAACUUAUCUGCCAGGCGAGAUAAAAGUCAUGUUCUUUUUGGGGGCACAAAGAUAUUGCAACAUACAUCUGAUAAGACCUGUCAUUUGAGGACUCCUGAUGGGGGCUGCCUUGCUGUUGUCCUACGAACUGGGUUUGAGACUACUCAAGGAAAAUUGAUGAGGACAAUUCUUUUCUCAACAGAGAGGGUCACUGCUAACAGCUGGGAAAGUGGCCUCUUUAUUUUGUUCUUAGUUAUAUUCGCUUUAAUUGCUGCUGGUUAUGUACUUGUGAAGGGACUUGAGGACCCAACUAGGAGUAGAUAUAAGCUUAUACUUAGUUGUUCUUUGAUCAUCACUUCUGUUAUACCGCCAGAGCUACCAAUGGAGCUAUCAAUAGCUGUUAAUACAUCUUUGAUCGCACUGGCUCGACGCGGGAUAUUUUGUACAGAACCUUUUCGUAUCCCUUUUGCUGGGAAGGUUGAUAUAUGUUGCUUCGAUAAGACUGGGACACUAACAUCUGAUGACAUGGAGUUUUCUGGGGUUGGUGGAUUGACAGAAAGCUCAGACUUAGAAACUGAAAUGACCAAUGUUCCCACUCGCACUCUGGAAAUUCUAGCAUCUUGCCAUGCACUGGUUUUUGUGGAGAACAAGCUGGUUGGUGAUCCUCUGGAGAAGGCUGCAGUGAAAGGGAUUGAAUGGACUUACAAGUCUGAUGAGAAAGCCAUGCCGAAAAAGGGAAGUGGAAAUGCUGUUCAGAUUGUGCAGAGGCACCACUUUGCUUCUCAUUUAAAGAGGAUGGCUGUUGUUGUUCGUAUUGAGGAGCAGUUCUUUGCGUUUGUCAAGGGUGCACCGGAGACCAUACAAGGAAGACUAACCAAUGUGCCCGUGUCUUUUGUAAAUACCUACAAGAAAUAUACUCGUCAAGGUUCUCGUGUUUUGGCGCUGGCAUUUAAGUCGCUACCUGAAAUGACAGUCAGUGAAGCUAGAAACUUGGACAGAGACCUGGUGGAGAGUGAGCUUAACUUUGCUGGUUUUGCGGUGUUUAAUUGUCCUAUAAGAGGUGAUUCAGCCACUGUGUUGUCCGAGCUAAGAGGAUCAUCACAUGACUUGGUGAUGAUCACAGGUGACCAAGCAUUGACAGCUUGUCAUGUUGCUGGGCAAGUUAAUAUCAUUACCAAGCCUCCGCUGAUUCUUACACCAGGAAACAAUGGUGGAACUUAUGAUUGGGUCUCUCCAGACGAAGCUCAAACAAUUGCUUAUAGUGAUGAAGAAGUUGAAACUUUAUCCGAGGUUCAUGAUCUCUGCAUUGGAGGUGACUGUAUUGAAAUGUUGCAGCAGACGUCCGCUGUUCAAAGUGUCAUUCCUUAUGUGAAGGUUUUUGCGAGGGUGGCUCCUGAGCAGAAAGAACUCAUCAUGACUACUUUCAAGAUGGUUGGCAGGAUGACUUUAAUGUGUGGUGAUGGGACGAAUGAUGUGGGAGCUUUAAAGCAGGCUCAUGUAGGAGUGGCUUUGUUAAAUGCAAUUCCUCCUCAAAGUGAUAAGUCACAGUCUGAAGCAUCAUCCAAAAAUGAUAGCGGAAAAUCUGGUAAAGGAAAAAAAGCCAAGGCUACAACAGAAGCAGGAAAAUCCCUCGCUAUAAAUGGAGAUAGCUCUUCUAAAAGUAGAGCUGCUGCAAGAUCAGAUUCCACCAGCCAAUCAGCUGGUAACCGCCAUCUGACAGCAGCAGAGAUGCAGCGGAAGAAACUUAAGAAGCUUAUGGAUGAGUUGAAUGAAGAGGGUGAUGGUCAUGGAGCUCCAGUUGUUAAGCUUGGAGAUGCCUCAAUGGCAUCACCAUUCACAGCAAAGCAUGCAUCCGUUGCACCUACUACUGACAUAAUACGUCAGGGUCGGAGUACUCUGGUAACUACACUCCAAAUGUUCAAGAUACUUGGCCUUAAUUGUCUUGCUACAGCCUACGUUCUGAGUGUGAUGUACUUGGAUGGUGUCAAAUUGGGUGAUGUCCAAGCCACAAUUAGUGGAGUUUUUACUGCUGCCUUCUUUUUAUUUAUCUCUCAUGCGAAGCCCCUUCCCACCUUGUCAUCUGAGCGUCCCCAUCCCAAUAUCUUUUGUUACUAUGUCUUCCUUUCUCUCCUUGGCCAAUUCUCUCUCCACAUUUUGUUUUUAAUUUCUUCAGUGAAAGAGGCUGAAAAAUACAUGCCUGAGGAGUGUAUUGAACCAGAUUCUAGUUUCCAUCCUAACCUUGUAAAUACAGUUUCAUACAUGGUGAACAUGAUGAUCCAGGUUGCUACAUUUGCUGUGAAUUAUAUGGGCCACCCUUUCAAUCAAAGUAUUUCUGAAAACAAACCGUUCUUUUAUGCCCUUUUGGCCGCUGUUGGCUUCUUCACUGCCAUCACCUCAGAUCUAUUUAGGGACUUGAAUGACUGGUUGAAAUUGGUCCCAAUGCCAAGAGGACUAAGGGACAAGAUUCUCAUCUGGGCAUUCCUUAUGUUCUUGUGUUGCUAUGUGUGGGAAAGGUUUUUGAGAUGGGCUUUUCCCGGUAAGAUGCCAGUGUUGAAGAAGCGACAGCAGCCAGCUGGAAAUGAUCAAGAAAGGAAAAAAUUGCUAUAAGUUGCAAAAGAUACAUGUGAAUCUGAACUGCACCUGUGUGUGCCACUAGAAACAGCUAUAGACAGUUUUGAUAGAGCAACAGAGUCUUUGCUGAAGGUGCUGGGCUUUGCUUAUAGGCACUCCUGCAUUUAAUCUGUUCAGAGAUGUUGUAACUGUAUCCUUUAGAUCAUUAUAGAUUUUCAAUUUUUUUUUUUUGUA